This is a messenger RNA of Rhipicephalus microplus (southern cattle tick), 1429 nucleotides long. RefSeq lists its product as uncharacterized. The record is from RefSeq and is a predicted model, not a curated record. Gene Ontology annotation, cellular component: membrane. Gene Ontology annotation, molecular function: growth factor activity; growth factor receptor binding. Gene Ontology annotation, biological process: positive regulation of cell population proliferation; positive regulation of protein autophosphorylation. NCBI's taxonomy places the organism in Eukaryota, Metazoa, Arthropoda, Arachnida, Ixodida, Ixodidae.
UGGCGUCAACAGAUACAUAACUUUUUUCUUUAGAUAUCGCAAGCGGUAAAGUAGGACUUCGAGAACGAAGGGCUACGUCGUGUAGCGUAGAAAGAAACGCACAUUGGCUGAGCUUUAGAGGACAGUGCGCUGCACGAAACUGCCGUUAUAGUCAGGGCUACACUUCGGCCGAGUCUCGGAAGCAGACGACGGGACCGGGCUCGAAGCAUCGCGUCGUCUGCUUUCGUGGAGCACGUGAUGCAACGGAGUGCCCGAGUAGGAUAGAGCAAAAGAACAAAAACAUUACGCGACGAGUGGUGCAGCUGGACCAGGAAACCAUGGGGACCAUGCUCGCGGUGCUGUGCACGUUGGCGGGACUCGCCGAGAUCGCCCACUGCAAGCAGAGAGCGCGCACAGCCGGGGAUUCGUGCUGGGCGGCCACCGACUCGCAUCUCUCCAAGAAACGGAUCCCGGUGCAAGUUGUCCGACAGCUGAACGAGGCUCAGGACUUGCACGAUGUGCUGCGCAUGUGCUCGGGUGGCACGAGCACCUCAUGGCGGCGAAUAGGCACUUACGGCAGAAAACUGCUGGACGCCCCAAGGAGCAACCGGGCGGACACCAUCGAUGAAGAGAUGAUGCAAGGUGACGCACCGGCUGAACAACGGAAGCGGACCCUGCGCCUGGACAAGCGAGCCACGUGCAGCCCUCGGCCGGUGCCCGUGCGGGUGCCACAGCCGCGGGACCCGGACGCGCUCUUCUACCCGACAUGCGCCGACGUGGAGCGCUGCGCCGGAUGCUGCGGGCACCACCUGCUGCGCUGCAGGGCCAGCGCUUUCCGAAACGUCACCAGACAGGUGUUCGCCCUGCGGCUGGCCUCGAACAAGUCUAACGCCAUCAACUUCGAGGGCUUCAAGAACGUGCGCCUCGUUGAGCACGCCCAAUGCCGCUGCGAGUGCAAGGUGCGUCCUCACCACUGCAGCCGGGGCCAAACUUAUCGAGAGGAUCGCUGCCAGUGCGUGUGCAACAACGCCUGGAUGGCGAGCCAUUGCAGUGGUGCACACAUCUGGGACGCGAGGCACUGUGCCUGCAUCUGCCGACGCGCAGACACCGAAUGCUCAACGGGCAUGCGCUUCGAUCGAGCGCUAUGCAGAUGUGUGAAAGAUCUCUACAACGUGGCAGUGAUGACCUGAACGACUUCAAACCACGCCUCUCUGGUGCUUACCAAGAUGCACACUGCCUUUGUCAUUGCUCCACAAAUGUGCAUUUGCACAUGUUAUUUCAUGCUCAUAACCUCACACAUUGGUCUAUGCCGCCCACUUUUUUUUUCACUGCCUAACUACAGCAACACAACACCCAGAACAGCAAUAUUGAUAGGGCCAUACAUGUACGAGUUUCCAUGUCAAGUUCGCACCUGCGGUAAUAAAAACAAUCUCUCAACAUUUACAAACAA